Molecule: messenger RNA, 228 nt
Organism: Adineta steineri
Lineage: Eukaryota; Metazoa; Rotifera; Eurotatoria; Adinetida; Adinetidae
Source: the annotation of a GenBank genome assembly
AUGUAUGGCUAUGGAUAUGGUGGUGGUGGUGGUUACAUACAACAAGGAUACGAACAGGAACGCAUGGGUUUUGGUCCACGAGGAUUCGGUGUCUAUGAACAAGGGAUGGAGAUAAACCGAAAUCCUUAUAAUGGAGCAGCGGUUGUCGUACAUGAAAAUAAAUUUACACCAACGACCGGCAUGGGAUAUGGAGGAUACGGAAGCCCUUAUGGUUAUCAAUUCUACUAA